AAUCCUCCUAGUCCAGAAGACCCAAAGUUUACACUUUGGGAUGAAGAAGACUCCAUGAUUAUGUCAUGGCUAUGGAACUCUAUUAUGCCAGAAAUUUAUGGGCCUUAUAUGUUUCUGGUUACAGCAAAACAUAUGGGAUGCAGUGAGACAAACCUACUCUAAAGUGAAGGAUGUUGCGUUAAUCUAUGAGAUUAAGAUGAAGCUUUCAAUGACCAAACAAGGUAAUAUGAUGGUUAUUGAAUAUUACAAUACUAUGAAAAGUUUCUGGUUGGAAUUGGACUAUUAUCAGGAUUUUAAGAUGCAGUGUAGUGAUGAUGCUGUGAUUUUAAAGAAUUAUGUAGAAAGAGAAAGGAUCUUUGAAUUUCUUGCAGGACUCAACAUAGAAUUUGAUCAAAUGCGAGUCCAAAUACUUGGAAAGGAAUCCCUGCCCUCACUCAAUGAGGUAUUUUCAAUAAUAAGAGCUGAAGAAGGAAGGAGAACUGUGAUGCUUGAGGUCCCAAAUACUAAAGGUUCUGCUAUGAUGAUAACUAAUAGAAAAAACCUAAGUGAUGCUAGCAGAAACCAAAAUGAUGAUGAACCAAUGAAGUUGUACUGUGACAAUAAGUCUGCCAUUGCAAUAGCUCACAAUCCAGUACAACAUGAUAGAACUAAACAUGUGGAGGUAGACAAACAUUUCAUCAAAGAAAAGUUAGAGAGUGGAUUGAUAUGCACUCCCUAUGUACCUACUGGAGAACAACUUGCUGAUAUACUUACUAAAGGUGUUUAG
Molecule: messenger RNA, 766 nt
Organism: Populus euphratica (Euphrates poplar)
Lineage: Eukaryota; Viridiplantae; Streptophyta; Magnoliopsida; Malpighiales; Salicaceae
Exons: 3
Coding region: 98-766 (222 amino acids)
Source: RefSeq, a predicted model, not a curated record